Molecule: messenger RNA, 1551 nt
Organism: Scophthalmus maximus (turbot)
Lineage: Eukaryota; Metazoa; Chordata; Actinopteri; Pleuronectiformes; Scophthalmidae
Product: GTPase IMAP family member 7-like
Exons: 2
Coding region: 134-943 (269 amino acids)
Molecular function (GO): GTP binding
Source: RefSeq, a predicted model, not a curated record
AUCUGUCAGACUUGAAUCUCGCUAAUAAAGGCUGAUCCUCCCAGUGGGCGGACAAGUGAAAACUGCUUCACACAAAAACCAAACGUGAGCUCCGCCGCCGCUCAUUCGUCCAAAAGAUCAGGAAGAGAGAAAGAUGGGUAUCCGCUUCUCAAUCCCUUCAGGUGCUGCCUUAAGGAUUGUGAUGAUUGGGAAAACCGGAGUAGGGAAAAGUGCCGUCGGUAACACCAUCGUUGGUCGAAAGAUUUUUGCGUCUUCGUCGAGUGCAAAGUCUGUGACAGAGACCUGCCAGACAGAACGGGCCAGAGGUCGCAGACAGAUCCAUGUGAUCGACACACCAGGCAUCCUGGACACGUCUAAAAGUGCAGACAGCAUCAAGAAAGAGAUUGCCAAAUGCAUCCAGGUGUCCACUCCGGGUCCUCACGCCUUCCUGCUGGUCAUGCAAAUCGGCAGGUUCACCAAGGAAGAGGAAAACUGCGUGGAAGCCCUGGAGCAACUCUUCGGACCCGAGGCGGCCAAGUACAUGAUUGUUCUGUUCACGCGCGGCGAUGAGCUGCAGGGCAGAACCAUACAGGAGUACGUGCAGAGCGGCCAUCCGAAACUCAGGGAAGUGAUCAACAGGUGCGGGAACAGGUACCACGUCUUCAACAACAAGAAGCGCAUCGACAAGACUCAAGUGGUGGGGCUGUUCGAGAAGAUCGACGACAUGGUGGCAGCGAACGGGGGGAGAUACUUCUGCGAUGAAAUGUUCGAGGAGGUGGAGCAGAAAAUGAAGGAGCAGGGGAUGUACAGCAACGCAGCAGAGCAGCCGGUUUACGACCAAACCUUCAUGGCUGAGCUGCUGCAGAGGGUCAUGCUGUUUCAGGCCAUAUUGGCUGCUGCCGGACGGGACUACCCCAACGACCUGGACGGCACCAACUCCUACCUCAACACCAAACCAAUGUGACGACGUCUCGUACUCCUUCCCGUCUGACACAGAACAGCUGGUUCAUCUGAGAUAACCCUUCUCUUCAACCAGCCACAGUACGGCUGCAGAAGUGUUUGACGGACGUGUUUUUAAAGUGUAGAAAGUGCGAACGUACAAUAGUUCAUGUUUGCAUGUAAGGCAUUUGACGAAAAGCCCCCUUUUUUAGUUCAAGAGCAAUUAUCGAGGUAUGAGAACACCGUUUGUGCAGCAAAGUGUUUUGGCUUGUUUCUUUGCCUGUGAAGGUGACGUCAGUAGGUUCUUGUUAGCUUCUGCGGACCGGCCACGCUUAGCUGUAUGACGCAGGACUAAGAAUAUUCAUUCAUUCAUUCAAUCAUAUCCAGUUAUUUCAAAAACUUGUAUUCCUCAUAACCAGAAAUAAAGAAUUUUCCGACCCGGUGACGACGUCGAAGCUGUUUAUCUUCCUCUCCCGCAUUGGGCUGAAACGCUGCUCUCUGCUUUAAACUCUGGUGCGACGGGUUCCUCCCACUUCAUCUGAAACGUCUAUCAAGGUCAGGCAUGCGAUCAUUUUUUUCAAAGCACGCCUGAAAGAAUGUCCUCCGUUCUCCUUGUGCUACUGGCUCUCGACC